Messenger RNA from Aspergillus aculeatus ATCC 16872, 1173 nucleotides. RefSeq lists its product as uncharacterized. The transcript has 2 exons. The record is from RefSeq and is a predicted model, not a curated record. The coding region runs from base 1 to 1173 and encodes 390 amino acids. Gene Ontology annotation, molecular function: protein kinase activity; ATP binding. Lineage: Eukaryota; Fungi; Ascomycota; Eurotiomycetes; Eurotiales; Aspergillaceae. Gene Ontology annotation, biological process: protein phosphorylation.
AUGGCCAGAAAGGCCGAAUCCCCUGUCCGGCCGUCUAGCAACCCCAGGCCUGACAAGGCUGACAACCAGGCUGGCGGGUGUGAUUCAGCCAACAGUGAACUCAUUCCCGCUGGGCGAGUGCGCGUCCCUUGCGACUUGAGAUUGGACGUUCUUGGAUUCGAGUCAGGUGAUGUGUACUUCAACGGCCCACGCGAUAGACACCUCCUCCCAAUAGACUCUGGGCUUCGAGCCAGAGUAAGCGGUCUGGGCCAUGUCGCAUCCCGGGGCGCUCUACGGGCGGCGUAUCUUCGUUUCAUGGUUAGGCUGCCUGAGAGUGUCAUGGACACCGAAUACCUCAUUCUAUUUGACGAUUCUCCGCGCCCGGCGCUUCGAAACCGAAAGCCAUCCGUUGUUGACCAAUGCAUCAAUCUCUAUAUUCAACAGUCCUGGGCGGAACUUUUCUCGCUACUAAGCCUCCAUUGCGAACCACUCUUCCUGUCGACGUCAGUCGCUCCACCGCAGGAUCUGGAGUCCUACCUGAUGCUUUCACGUCUUUGCUUCCGGUUGAUCCCGCAGAAGACCGAUACGGUAACGUUCGAACCCUGCUCUGUCCCACCGACGUUGGCGCGUGAAGAGGUUGACUGGGAUGCAAUGGAAGAUGAGAUGCGGGAUACUCCCGUCUUCCAACUCUCGGAGGUCGAGCGGUUCCGUGACGUCGAGCGAGGUAAAGUCUACGAAGUCGAUAUCCAUGGGGCGAAAUUUGCCUACAAAAUGACCCAUGGGACCGAGUCCCUUCAGCGCGAGAUUUCCAUGCUACGGAAGAUGGAACAGUGCAACGAAGGAGGACGCUCGCUCCGAGUGCCCAGGCUGGAAGGAAUCAUCGGCAUCGGUACUCAGUAUGCCUGUAUACUGAUGACUUACAUACCGUCGCCUACUUCCCUGGCUUGCUUUAUGACGGCCAACAAUGACGGUGAGGUGAGCAUCGCCGAGCGUCAGAAGUGGUAUGAUCAAAUCGCUGACGCGGUGCAUACACUUCAUCGGCAUGGGCUCUUUUGGGGGGAUGUCAAAGCAGCGAAUGUUGUGAUUGACGGUGUCCAUCGCGACGCGUGGCUCGUGGACUUCGAAGGGGGGGCAACUGCAGGCUGGUGGAUUAUAGCAUAUCAGGAACGGAGGCUGGGGAUUUGCAAGGAUUGA